AUGGCGUUUGUAGGUGACUCGUUAAACGACAACCUGUACGAGGGUAUCGUGUGCCUCCUGCAAGCAACAACACGGGUAGUGUUCAAGAAGGUCAAGGUGGGCAAUCGGCGGCUCGGAUCGUACUUCGUACCAAAUUACAAUCUCACCACUCUCACCAUCAACAGUGGCUACCUCGUUCAAAGCCCGCGAUAUACCGCCAACCACAAGACAGCGGUUUACACAAUGAACCCCAAGUGGGCCACGCUCCUCCCUUACACGGACGCUAUAGUCUUCAACGCAGGCCACUGGUUCUUCCAUCCGCCCAAGGACCAGACCACUCCCUGGUACCCCAUCCCGGUCAUGAGCAAGGCACUAGUCACGGUUAGAGACUAUUUCGCCAAGGCCAACUACAAGGGAGCAGCCGUGUUCUUCACCUUCUCCCCCGUGCAUGACAAGGGCUACUGCAACGCCGCCCAGCCGUUCCCAUCGAACGUGCAAGCAGACAACACGCUCAUGAGCUUCAUACUGCCAGCCAUGAAGAAACAGGUGCGUGGGUGGUUGCUGGUAACCAGGUAA
Molecule: messenger RNA, 555 nt
Organism: Closterium sp. Naga37s-1
Lineage: Eukaryota; Viridiplantae; Streptophyta; Zygnematophyceae; Desmidiales; Closteriaceae
Source: the annotation of a GenBank genome assembly